Entamoeba dispar SAW760 is the source of this 744-nucleotide messenger RNA. RefSeq lists its product as uncharacterized. The transcript has a single exon. Bases 1 to 744 code for a protein of 247 amino acids. The record is from RefSeq and is a predicted model, not a curated record. Lineage: Eukaryota; Evosea; Mastigamoebida; Endamoebidae.
AUGUCUAACAACUCUUCUCCAGUUAACAAAAUACCAGCUAAACAACCAUAUCCUUAUCAAUUCAGAAAACAACAUAUAUUUCUAGGAGGAAGUAUCGCUACAGGAAAAUCAACAUUAGGAAGUGCAAUUUAUAACUACAUCAGUAAUUAUACAGAAGUAAUAUUCAUAAGAGAAUACAUAGAUUAUGAUCCAUUUGGUGAAGAAAUGCUUAAGAAAUUAUUCAAUAAUGCUAUUACAAAUUAUGAAUUCCAGAAGUAUAUUUUACAAUGCUACGAAGACCAAUUAAAUUCACUCGAUUACGAAGAAGCAGACUUUGUUAUUUGGGAUAGACACCCUACGGAAUCUUUGGAGAUAUUUUGUAAUGAUGAUAAAAUGCUAACAAAUGAACAAAAAGAAAGAUUAAAAAUACAAAUAGAAUAUCUAUGCAAAAGAUAUCAGAUUCCAAGUAUUACAAAAAAUACAGUUAACAUGAUAAAGUUAGAUACAUCAUAUUUAGAUAUUAUUGAAUUAGAACAAUUAGUAUUAAGUGAUUAUAUUUGCUCUUUAUUAUUAGGAGAAAUUGAUACAGAUUAUUAUUUCCUUCUUUAUUGUAGUAAUAUUGAUAUACAAUUUAAAAGGCUUCUCAAUAGAAAUAGACAAUCAGAAACCAGUAGAUACAAAUACAAGGAACAUUUAUUACCACUUAAUAAUACUUAUAUGAACUUCUUUAUUAAACAACAAACAAGUAAAUCAACUUCUAAUUGA